GCGUACGGUGUCACAAAUCGUAUGAUCAGCUCCUGAUUGAUGAUGGUUGAUGAGAUUUUUGAUAGGGCUGGACUGAUAGUUGUUGAUACCUAUAUAUUGUAUGACUCCUCGCGGUAUAGCGGAUGUUAUCUCCGCGUGCCGCUCGGCGGUUUGAUGGAAAAUAUUAUUUAAUUGUGGCCGAGGAUAAAGUGAUGUACAGCGAAAAUAGACGAUUCAUAGCGACAAUUGAAGAGAUAGAUGAGACGACUUAACGUUUGAUCUAAGCUCCGGUUUGAUUGUCAACGCGGAAUUUUUGGAUUUUCUGCCAGGAACGCGCACGUGGAAGUUAUUUGAAUUAAAAUGGAAAAAGCUGCAAAACUUAAAUUGGUCAGAGACUCAGUCACAAACUAUCCAGAUUUUCCAAAACCAGGAAUUUUGUUCAGAGAUAUUUUUGGAAUUUUCAAAAAUGUAGCAGCCACAAAAGCCAUGAAAGAUUUAAUGGUAGAGCAUGUGGCUCUGCUGGAUAUUGAUUUUGUUGUUGGUCUGGAUUCAAGAGGUUUUCUCCUGGGGCCGGUGAUCAGCUUGGAAUUGGCAAAACCAUUUGUGCCAAUCAGAAAGAAAGGAAAGCUCCCGGGUAAAGUUUUUCAACAAAGCUAUACCCUGGAGUAUGGAGAGGAUGUUUUUGAAAUCCAAGCUGAUUCCGUGCAAGGAAAUAAGAAAGCACUGAUUGUGGAUGACUUGUUAGCUACUGGAGGAUCCAUGUCAGCUGCAGAAAACCUGUUGAAAAAAGCUGGAGUGACAGUAGUGGAGUGCCUAGUCAUAAUGGAAUUAAAGUCUUUGAAUGGCCGUGCCAAAAUUGAAGCCCCUAUACAUGCCUUGUUGCAGUAUGAUUAAAAAAAAGUUACCUGUUUAAUACAUCCAUAACAUCGACUUAUGGCGUGAAAUUUCAUACGAAUUUUCAAAGAUCUAUAUUUUUUUAUUAAAUUUGUAUAUAAAUAUUAUAAAAAUAGGAUUUUUACAAUACACUGGUUAUUUAAUACAAAAAACUUAAUACGACUAGAUUAUUUUUGAUUAAUUAUGUACAAAAUAGUUUAAAUAAUUACUUAAGCCUAGAUCGUGCCCUGUGAGUGUGCAGUGUCGCGAGUAAAUUUUGAACUUCGAAUUCCAAUCUGUCAACUUGUUCUUGCAGAAGUCUGCAGUUCUUCCGCUUGCUUUUUCUACGUUUCCUGU
Molecule: messenger RNA, 1209 nt
Organism: Nasonia vitripennis (jewel wasp)
Lineage: Eukaryota; Metazoa; Arthropoda; Insecta; Hymenoptera; Pteromalidae
Gene: Aprt
Product: adenine phosphoribosyltransferase
Exons: 6
Coding region: 340-873 (177 amino acids)
Biological process (GO): AMP salvage; adenine salvage
Cellular component (GO): cytoplasm
Molecular function (GO): AMP binding; adenine phosphoribosyltransferase activity; adenine binding
Source: RefSeq, a predicted model, not a curated record